Messenger RNA from Solanum pennellii, 2828 nucleotides. RefSeq lists its product as uncharacterized. The record is from RefSeq and is a predicted model, not a curated record. The coding region runs from base 87 to 2612 and encodes 841 amino acids. The transcript is spliced from 3 exons. Lineage: Eukaryota; Viridiplantae; Streptophyta; Magnoliopsida; Solanales; Solanaceae. Gene Ontology annotation, cellular component: vacuole. Gene Ontology annotation, molecular function: protein binding.
UCACAUGCAUCAUUUUUGUAUGUAUAUAAUCUAAUAAUACUGUAUCAAUCUUGAAAUUUGAAUCUCGAAAUCAUAUUGGAGCAUUGAUGGAGAAAUUGGUGGAAGUAUCAGAACCAGAAAUAGGAAUAGACUUUGCACUAGGCUGUAAAUGCCGAGCCACAGUGAACCUUAGAUCACUUAGUGCAGCCUAUCCAAUAGCAUUCAAAGUUCAAACUUCUUCUCCUCACAAAUUCCUUGUCAAUCCACCUAGUGGCCUAAUAUCACCAUUAUCUUCAACCUCUUUCCAAGUGAUUCUCAAGCCCCAACCCCAAAUCCCUCCCACUUUCCCUCGCUCCCCUUCGGAUCGGUUCCUCGUUAGAACCGCAAUAGCGUCAGAACUCGAACUCGAACUCAACUCGUCUUCUGAAUCGACUCGAUCCGAUAUCGUUAACUCCUGGUUCAAGUCAAUUGGGCAUCGUUCAACUCAUGACAUAAAACUCAAGGUGGUUUUCGUUGGUCCAUUUCUUCUCCGUCAUGCCGUUAGUAACGGAGAUUGUGAUUCCGUUAGAAACAUUAUCAAACGGCACCGAUCCAUUUUCACCGAGUUUUCAACCCGAGAAGCAGAGUCACUCUUCCGAGUAGCAAAGCAGUUACCUAAUAACAACAAGGACAUGGUGGAUAUCUUAAUUCAAGGUGGACUGAAGGUGGACGCAUGUACUGAACCAAACGACGUUAAAUGGGUGUCCAAAGGGUGGACGGCGUUACAUAUCGCCGUGGCGAAUGACCGGAGGGAAGAGAUUGAGAGGUUAUUGAGAGAGAACGGGGGGUGCAGGUGGUUGGAUAGCAGAGACAAAGAGGGAAGAACGCCGUUACAUUUAGCAGCGAGUAAAGGGUUAUUGGGUAGUGGUAAGGCGUUGAUAGGUGCAGGUGCGCGAGUGGAUGCGAGAAGCAAAGAUGGUCGAACGGCUUUGUUCAGAGCUGCUGCUAAUGGCGACUGUGAAAUGGCGAAGAUGCUUGUUGAAAUGGGUGCUGACCCUACUCUAACUGAAUUGCAUCUUAGGCGUUCAGCUCUUGAUAUCGCCAGAGCUAAGGGACAUGGGGUAGUCGUUAAAAUACUCGAAAGAGGAGAAGCAGUUCUACAUGCAGCAAGGCAUGGAGACGUUCAGCUACUCGAAACUCUUCUCGAAAAGGGAGCCACCACAAACUUCCGCGAUCAAUACGGUGUAGCAGCACUUCAUAUGGCAGCUAUUAAAGGAAAAAAAGACGCAGUAAUGAUAUUGGCUGAAUUUGGAGCCGACUUGGAAUGCCAGGACAUACAAGGUCACACUCCGCUGCAAAUGGCAGUCGAAGGCGGAUGUGCACACACAGUAGAAGUGCUGCUGAACAGAGGAGCCAAUGUAAAUGUCAAGAACAACAAAGGGGUUCAAUUGGAUGAUUAUGUUGAUAAUCCGAUUUCAAUGGGAGUGAGCAAAUUGGGAAGUUUGCUGGGUCCAGAUGACAAACCAGCGGAUUUGAUAUUGCCCAUAUCGGCAAAUGGAGAUAAUGGGCUUUGGUUUCGAAUUGAGAGUGAAUUGGGAAUGUAUGGGCAACAAGUUGUGAUUCCAAAGAAUACUUAUAAAGCUGGGAUGGAGAUAUAUGUAUCGUUUCAUGGGAAUGAUGAGUUUUGGUACUCUAAUCCGCCGGAUUCAUAUAUAAAGAUGAAUAAUUUGACCACAAAGAGAGGACAUGGAGCUUAUAGGGAAGUUUUGUUGAAGAUAGAUGAGAAUUUGGUGGGAUCUUUGGUACCAUUUCCGGUGGUUUUCAAAGGAGGAAUCAAUCCUUUGUUCUGGGAACCAGUGGUUUCAAUUGGUGCCUUUGAUCUUCCUUCUUAUGAUAUUGAUUUAACACCAUUUUUGGGGCUUCUGAUUGAUGGUAAAUCCCACUUUUUGAGUCUUGGAGUGGCGGAUAGUAUCCCAUUUUGGCUAGUUGAUGGGAAUUUGCAUCUAUGGGUAGAUGAUUGCGCAUUGCCAUGUGAAGUUAAGGCUAAAGUUGUUGAUUAUGGGACUCCUAAAUUUAACAUUGAGCAAUCAUCUAACUUUCGAGGCCUUGAUGGUUCAUGUGAGAUUGAGAUGAAGAGGAAGAGCAAGGUUUCAGGGUGGGUUAAUUCGACUUCAGGAAACUUAACUACAACAGUUUCCAGGGAAGUGAAAUUUAAGAAUAAGAUAAAGUUCUAUCUUAAUGGUACUGAAAAAAGGGUAAUACAGAAUGUGAGAGAAGAAACUAUAGUAAGUGUACUGUCUGAUACAGGUAUCAGGAUUUCUCGGACCACUACGAAAAAGACAUAUCCACUUAGCAUGACCACUAAGAAUUCACCUUCAUCAGAGAAUGAUACAAGCUUGAUGCUUACUGACCUAGACCAUGAAUGGAGGGGGAGGAAGUCCAUUGGGGAUUUAUCAAUCUCCUUGAUAAAUCGGCAGAAAUGCAAUGGUUGGAUGGUCGUUCAAGAUCAUGAUGUUCUAUCUGGUGGUGCCACCACUCAACAAGCUUAUUCUUAUAGGGAUGAAGUUGGUUGUUAUUCUCGGAUCGUUUCAGCUGCCAAUGGCACACUUAUGAGCGACACUUCAAGCAGUCUUUGUUCAUUUUCAGCUUUGUGAAUUAUGACUUAGUUUGGGGAGUCCUUUUUAUAAGUUAAAUGAUCCAUUUCCACAAUCAUUCCGUUCCGUGUGACCAUAUUAGCAUCAGUUGAUUUGAUCCCCUAAAUCUUGUCUCAGUAUUAAAUGUAAGCAAUUUGUGUUCUUGUAUGCAAGUUUUAUGGUUCAAUAAGAAUGUGAACGGCCAGGAAAUGAACUUACAUUGAUUAUUUGCUGGUA